AACUCAAAGGGGUGACCGGUCAAAGAAAAGAGAGCAUCCUUCUUGCAGCAAAAUCAACUUUUAGUCUUCAAUCGUAUCAGGAGUAGCCUUCAAAGUCAUGGAAGACAACAGCAGUUUCUUCGCAAAUAGGACAUCUUCAACAAUGGAAACUUUGCAAGAAGAACACAACACAAAACUGGAGAGGACACGCGUGCUCAAGAAUCAAAUCAAAGACGUGAAGCGUCAACUAGAAGAAACCAAGAAUGACAAUGUAUAUGAUAAAAUCGAAGCUACGAAGAACUUAAGUGAAAAAUAUAAGCAAUUAAGAGAAGAAUAUAAUUUGCUCCUUGGUCAGAAAUCAGGAACAAAGCAACUUAAUUAAGGAUUUGAAUUAGGGCUUUUUACUAGUGUUGUUUUGAUGUUUCCAUGUGUAGGUUAAUUUGCAAGGAUGC
This is a messenger RNA of Lactuca virosa, 431 nucleotides long. The record is from the annotation of a GenBank genome assembly. NCBI's taxonomy places the organism in Eukaryota, Viridiplantae, Streptophyta, Magnoliopsida, Asterales, Asteraceae.